GAAGCGUUACCGACACUAAUUCGUACGUGUGAGUAUUUUGGCUUCAAAUUUGCGGACGAUCGUCACAAUGCGGACAGCGUGCGAACAUAUCAGUGGAACACACGAUAUGUGGAACUCACGGACCACGUACUCGAUUUCAAGAAAAAAUGCGCCAAUAUAGCAGCAGGGAAGAGAAUCGUGGUCAAACCUAUACUGGUUUUUAUUGUUGCACAGGCGAAAGAUGAGAUUUACGAACAAAAGAAAUAUUAUGAUUGGGAGGGAGGGGUCGGGAUUUUUUUCACUGAUCUUAAUACUUGUUGCUUUUUGCUUACCUUGCUCGGGCAAAAUAUCCCCGCCGUUAUAGGAAUGAUCAAGACAGCCUGUGAUCAGGAGGAAGGUAUUGCAUGCCAGGUGGUACGCACAGAAACAUUCAUGAAAAUGCGUGGAGGUGGUGAACGAAAUACCGUUGCACGCAAUCUUUGUAUGAAAAUUAACGCCAAACUUGGUGGCAUCAACAAUGAGCUGGCUGGAAAUCGUCACAACUGGCAGAAAUUCACGGAUGAACGAGAUCCAACACUUUUCAUUGGCAUUGAUGUGACGCAUCCGCCAUCCGGCGAUACUGCGAGCCCAUCAGUUGCAGCUGUUGUGGGAUCAUUGAAUAUCGCUGCAACCAGGUAUGCUGCCUCCAUAAAAAUUCAGCAUCGCAACAAGGAAAAGGUGGCAUACGUUGUUGACGCAUUCCGGGCGCGUAUCGUCGAUUUUGAACUGCAAACUGGCCGUAAACCGCAGCACAUCGUGGUACUUCGAGAUGGUGUUUCGGAUACUGAAUUUUUGGAUGUAAUGAACGAGGAGUUGCUGUAUCUCAAAUCAGCAGCACAUCAGCUGGCGCAUGACUACAAACCGACCGUUUCGUACGCCGUAAUACAGAAGCGACAUCACUCUCGUUUUAUGAGUGAAAAUGAUCGAGCUGGCCGAUUUGUCUCAUAUAAAGCGUUCUGCAGGAGACAGGUGAAGAGAUUUCACAAGGAUACUUCAAAUAAUGAUAAAAAUGUGCCACCGGGAACAGUAGUGGAUCGUGCAGUGACGAGUUGCUCCACUUUUGAUUUCUACCUCUGCUCACACUACGGCGCUCUGGGAACCUCAAAACCGGCUCACUAUACUGUUCUGUACGAUUCAUGGCAGUUAACAGCCGAUGAAUGGCAGCAAUUGGCUUAUGCAUUAUGCCAUGUGUACGUCCGGUGCAAUAAAUCAGUGUCACUGCCAGCACCGGUCUUUUAUGCACAUUUGGCCUGUGAUCGCGCCAAACGAAUUCUGCGAUAUAGGUAUGCGUGUUUCCAUAAAAUAUGA
Gongylonema pulchrum is the source of this 1326-nucleotide messenger RNA. The record is from the annotation of a GenBank genome assembly. Lineage: Eukaryota; Metazoa; Nematoda; Chromadorea; Rhabditida; Gongylonematidae.